AAAUUAUGCCAGCAGCACCAGAGUCGCUCCCCCUGGUGACGUGCCAGCUCAUUGGUCAGACUACUCUGCCCUUCUUUAGCCUCCCUGUCUACCCUGGCAGAUCCAUGCUACUGGAUGCUCCUCACAGAGCCACGCCCGCACCAUGAGCGCCAACGGGCCCGCCCCAGACCCAGCCCCCGCGGCCCCAGCGGCCGCUCCCGCCUCAACCCCAGCCCCUGCUGCGGCCCCAGCCCCAGCCCCUGCGGCACAACCCGCUCCUCCUGCCCUGCCUGCCCCAGCGUCCACUACCAUCCCGGUAGGUGCGUUGGCACAGAAGAAGCGGCAACAGUAUGCCAAAAGCAAGAAACAGGGCAGUAACGCCAACAGCAGGCCACCGAGGGCUCUGUUCUGCCUCAACCUCAACAACCCCAUACGCAGGGCCUGCAUCAGCCUGGUGGAGUGGAAGCCAUUUGAUAUCUUUAUAUUAAUUGCUAUUUUUGCCAACUGUAUGGCCUUAGCUGUCUAUGUCCCCUUCCCGGAAGAUGAUUCUAACUCCACAAACCAUGACCUGGAAACGGUUGAGUAUGCCUUCCUCAUCAUUUUCACAAUUGAGACCUUUCUGAAGAUUAUCGCUUAUGGUUUGGUGAUGCACCAGAACGCGUAUGUGCGAAACGGUUGGAACAUGCUGGAUUUCGUCAUUGUCGUCAUAGGACUCUUCAGUGUUGUCUUGGAGCUUUUGACCAAAGAGGAGAAAGUAGAAGAAGAUGGAGAAGGUAGCCAUCCAUCAAUGCACGGGCAUGGGGGUAAACCAGGUGGAUUUGAUGUUAAAGCCCUUCGAGCCUUCCGUGUGCUGCGACCCCUGCGGCUGGUCUCAGGAGUACCCAGUUUACAGGUGGUGUUGAACUCCAUCAUUAAAGCCAUGGUCCCUCUUCUUCACAUUGCCCUCCUGGUCCUGUUUGUCAUCAUCAUCUAUGCUAUUAUUGGCCUGGAGCUUUUCAUCGGUAAAAUGCACGCAACCUGCUAUAUUCCUGGCUCAGAUGCGAUAGCAGAAGAGGAGCCUGCUCCAUGUGCGAUCUCAGGGCACGGGCGCCAAUGCCCCAUCAAUGGCAGCGAGUGCAGGGAAGGCUGGCAAGGUCCCAACGGUGGCAUCACCAACUUUGACAACUUCCUGUUUGCCAUGCUGACAGUGUUUCAGUGCAUCACCAUGGAGGGCUGGACGGACGUGCUGUACUGGAUGAACGAUGCUAUGGGCCUUGAGCUUCCAUGGGUGUACUUUGUCAGUCUUGUGAUCUUCGGCUCCUUUUUCGUGCUUAAUCUGGUUUUGGGUGUGUUGAGCGGAGAGUUCUCCAAGGAGAGAGAGAAGGCCAAAGCUCGUGGAGACUUCCAGAAGCUUCGUGAGAAGCAGCAGCUGGAGGAAGAUCUGAAGGGUUACUUGGACUGGAUCACUCAGGCUGAAGACAUCGACCCCGACAACGAGGAUGAGGCCGAUGAGGAGAGCAAGCGCAACCGGGUGACUCUGGCUGACCUUACUGAGAAGAAGAAAGGAAGGUUUGGGUGGUUCAGCCAGUCGUCCGACACUCAUGCGAGCGUUCCAGCCAGCGAAACUGAAUCUGUGAACACCGAGAAUCAAAACGGGGAGGAUGAAAAGACGCCGUGCUGCGGACCUCUGUGUCAAAAAAUUUCAAAGUCAAAGUUCAGUCGGCGCUGGCGCCGCUGGAACAGGUUCUGCCGCAGAAAGUGCCGGUUGGCCGUCAAAUCGGUGCCUUUCUAUUGGCUUGUCAUCAUCCUGGUGUUCCUCAACACUCUCACCAUAUCAUCAGAGCAUUACAACCAGCCUAUGUGGCUGACACAAGUGCAGGAUGUGGCCAACAAGGUGCUGCUAGCCCUGUUCACAUGUGAAAUGUUGGUGAAGAUGUACAGUCUUGGGCUACAGGCCUAUUUUGUUUCACUGUUCAACCGCUUUGACUGCUUUGUGGUGUGCGGAGGAAUCACUGAAACCAUUCUGGUCGAGCUGGAAAUCAUGUCUCCCCUCGGUAUUUCUGUGUUCCGCUGCGUCCGCCUGCUGAGGAUCUUCAAGGUCACACGCCACUGGCAGUCUCUAAGUAACCUGGUGGCGUCUCUGCUCAACUCCAUGAAGUCCAUCGCUUCCCUGCUGCUGCUGCUCUUCCUCUUCAUCAUCAUCUUCUCCUUGCUGGGCAUGCAGGUGUUUGGGGGAAAGUUCAACUUUGACGAGACCCAGACCAAGAGGAGCACCUUUGACAACUUUCCCCAAGCCCUUCUCACUGUGUUUCAGAUCCUGACUGGAGAAGACUGGAACGCCGUUAUGUAUGACGGGAUUAUGGCGUACGGAGGCCCUUCCUCUUCUGGGAUGAUCGUGUGCUUUUACUUCAUCAUCCUCUUCAUCUGUGGAAACUAUAUCCUCCUGAAUGUCUUCUUGGCUAUCGCUGUGGACAACUUGGCAGAUGCAGAGUCUCUCAACACAGACGAAGGAGACAAGAAAGGGGACAAAAAGGAUGAUGAGAAAGAUGAAAAGGAGGAAGAGGAGGAAAUUGACGACACUGCGGCGGAGGAGGAGGAUCCAGAAGUUCCAUCGGGGCCUCGGCCGGUCAUCUCUGAACUGGUAAAGAAGGAGAAGAUCACUCCAAUCCCGGAAGGAAGCGCCUUCUUCAUCUUCAGCAGCACAAACCCGUUUCGCGUGUUUUGCCACAGACUCAUCAAUCAUCACAUAUUCACCAACCUCAUCCUGGUGUUCAUCAUGCUCAGCUCUGCCUCACUCGCUGCUGAGGAUCCUAUCCGAAACUUCUCGGCUCGCAAUAUUAUACUUGGUUACUUUGACUAUGCUUUCACGGCUAUCUUUACUGUUGAGAUCGUUUUGAAGAUGACGACAUACGGAGCCUUCCUCCAUAAAGGAGCAUUCUGUAGGAAUUACUUCAACCUCCUGGACCUGCUGGUGGUGGGAGUGUCCCUCGUCUCCUUUGGCAUCCAGUCCUCGGCCAUCUCAGUGGUGAAGAUUCUUAGGGUCCUUCGUGUUCUUCGACCCCUGAGGGCCAUCAACCGAGCCAAAGGCCUAAAGCACGUGGUGCAGUGUGUGUUUGUGGCCAUCAGAACUAUCGGUAACAUCAUGAUCGUCACCACUCUGCUCCAGUUCAUGUUCGCCUGUAUAGGGGUGCAGCUGUUUAAGGGAAAGUUCUAUCGCUGCACAGAUGAAGCCAAGUCUAGCCCAGAAGAGUGCAAGGGCACGUACAUCCUGUAUAAAGAUGGAGAUGUGAACCAGCCAACCAUACACAAAAGAUUGUGGCACAACAGCGACUUCAACUUUGACAACGUCCUCAUGGCUAUGAUGGCUCUGUUCACUGUGUCCACUUUUGAAGGCUGGCCUGCGUUACUAUACAAGGCAAUAGACUCCAACAGGGAGAACCUCGGUCCCAUUUACAACUACCGCGUGGAGAUUUCCAUCUUCUUCAUCAUCUACAUCAUCAUCAUUGCUUUCUUUAUGAUGAACAUCUUUGUAGGUUUUGUGAUCGUCACAUUUCAGGAACAAGGAGAGAAAGAGUACAAAAACUGUGAACUGGAUAAGAACCAGCGUCAGUGUGUGGAGUACGCUCUUAAGGCACGUCCUCUGAGGAGAUACAUCCCUAAGAACCCGUACCAGUACAAGUUCUGGUAUGUGGUGAACUCCACUGGGUUUGAGUACAUCAUGUUUGUGCUCAUCAUGCUCAACACACUCUGCCUGGCUGUGCAGCACUAUGGCCAAUCAGCUCUCUUUAACUAUGUAAUGGACAUUCUUAAUAUGGUCUUCACUGCUGUCUUCACUGUGGAAAUGGUUCUCAAACUCAUCGCUUUCAAACCCAGGCACUAUUUCGCUGAUGCUUGGAACACAUUUGAUGCCUUAAUUGUUGUUGGUAGCGUCGUCGAUAUCGCUAUCACUGAAGUUAAUCCAACGGAGACUCCUCAGGUGGAUGAGCAGGGGAACACGGAGGACAGUGCUCGCAUCUCUAUCACCUUCUUUCGUCUGUUUCGAGUCAUGCGGCUGGUCAAGCUCCUCAGCAGAGGGGAGGGCAUUCGCACCCUGCUUUGGACUUUCAUCAAAUCCUUCCAGGCUCUGCCAUAUGUUGCUCUUCUGAUAGCCAUGCUGUUCUUCAUCUACGCUGUGAUUGGAAUGCAGGUGUUCGGAAAGAUUGCCAUGGUGGACGGCACGCACAUCAACAGAAACAACAACUUUCAGACCUUCCCUCAGGCUGUGCUCCUUCUCUUCAGAUGUGCCACUGGAGAGGCAUGGCAGGAGAUCAUGUUGGCCUGUAUGCCAGGGAAGCUGUGUGACCCAGAGUCUGACUACAACCCCGGGGAGGAGAUGACAUGUGGCAGUGGAUUUGCAAUAAUUUACUUCAUCACUUUCUACAUGCUCUGCGCCUUCUUGAUUAUCAAUUUGUUUGUGGCUGUCAUCAUGGACAACUUUGACUAUCUAACACGUGAUUGGUCCAUUCUUGGUCCACACCACCUCGAUGAAUUCAAGAGAAUUUGGUCAGAGUACGACCCAGAGGCAAAAGGCAGAAUUAAACAUCUUGAUGUUGUGACACUUCUUCGUCGCAUCCAGCCUCCCCUCGGCUUUGGCAAACUGUGCCCACACAGAGUUGCUUGCAAGAGGCUGGUAGCCAUGAACAUGCCUCUGAACAGUGAUGGCACAGUCAUGUUUAAUGCCACUUUGUUUGCACUGGUGCGCACCGCCCUGAAGAUCAAAACAGAAGGUAAUCUAGAGCAGGCCAACGAAGAGCUGCGGGCUGUCAUCAAGAAAAUCUGGAAGAGAACCAGCAUGAAGCUGCUGGAUCAAGUGGUGCCUCCUGCUGGUGAUGAUGAGGUAACCGUGGGGAAGUUCUAUGCCACCUUCCUGAUACAGGACUACUUUAGGAAAUUCAAGAAACGUAAAGAGGAAGGCCUGGUGGGUGCUCACCCCUCCCAGAACAACACAGCUAUUGCUCUACAGGCUGGCCUUCGCACGCUGCAUGAUAUUGGGCCCGAAAUUCGCCGAGCGAUAUCAUGUGAUCUGCAAGAUGACGAGCUAGUAGACUUUAUUCCAGAGGAAGACGAGGAAAUUUAUAGGCGUAAUGGCGGACUCUUCGGUAACCAUCUCAUGAACGGUGGUCAUCGGCGAUCCAACGGCCACCAGACCAACGCUACACAGCGACCUCUACAGGUGCAGCCUCCACCGCACUAUGCCCAUAUGGAGCAACCAGUGGGACGCCUGUCUCGAGCCAACGCCAUGUCCCACCCCAACCACCAUCAUCACCACCACCACCAUCACCACCGCCACCACAACUCCUACGGCAAGUCUCCCAAAUCCACCAACAUCAACCUCAACAAUGCCAACGUGUCCAGUCUGCCCAACGGAGGACACCAUCGUUACUAUGAACAUGCACCUCCUAAUGGCUAUCCAGGUCUUCGCAGCUCCUACUACGACUAUGACAAGCCUCGGACACCCCAGGGUCAAAGAAGGCGCUACUAUGAGGCCUAUGUUAGGUCCCACGGAGUGGAUGGACGCCACCCUACCAUCCGCAGGGAGGAGGAGUUUGAUGAAGACCGCUUCUCUGGGGAGUAUUACAGUGGAGAGGAGUUUUAUGAAGACGACAGUAUGCUGUCAGGGGACAGGUAUCAGAACAGUGACACAGAGUAUGAGACUCCCAAAGGUUACCAUCACCCUGACAGUUACUAUGACGAUGAUGAGCAGCCUCUCUACCGCGACUCACAUAGGUCACCAAAGAGACGGCUGCUUCCUGCCACACCUCAAGGUAACAGGAGGCCAUCCUUCAACUUUGAGUGUCUGCGCAGACAAAGUAGCCAGGACGAGCUUCCACAUCAGCGUACUGCUCUACCACUGCACCUUAUGCAGCACCAGGUUAUGGCUGUAGCAGGCCUGGACUCCAGCAGAGCCCACCGCCUCUCCCCGACCCGCUCCACCCGCUCCUGGGCCACUCCUCCUGCCACUCCGGCCAGUAAAGACCAGUCACCAUACUACACUCCUCUCAUCCGUGUGGACCACCCACACAGGGAGAGCGCUGCUAGUAGCCAAGUGUCUGUGCGCAAGAGCUCCUGGUACACGGAUGACCCCGAGUUCUCCCAGAGGACGUACUCGCCCAUCCACCUGCAGGUGCCGCCUGAGUACCAUAACCAGUACCACCAGAAGAGAGGCAGCGCCACCAGCCUUGUGGAAGCGGUUUUGAUUUCAGAAGGGCUUGGGAGAUAUGCCAAGGACCCCAAAUUCGUCGCUGCCACAAAGCACGAGAUAGCAGAUGCGUGUGAGAUGACGAUAGAUGAGAUGGAGAGUGCAGCCAGUCACUUGCUGAACGGAGGGAUGGCCCCGGUCGUCAACGGGGUCAACGUGUUCCCCAUUCUGACUCCAAGGGACUAUGAACUGCAGGACACAGCAGCCAGCUACAGCGAUGAGGAGCCAGAAACAGAACCAAGAGCUCCUUAUGAGGAGGACCUGGCAGAUGAGAUGAUCUGCAUCACAACUUUAUAGCAGUGGCUGGAGAAAUCUGCAAAUUAGAACCAUGUCAGACUAAAUCAGUGAAAAUUAAAAAAGAAAUGCAUCUGUUGGCUCCGACCAAAAGAAGUGCCUUUUACAUUGAAGAGAAAAGGCAUAUAGCAGAGAGACACAUUAGUCCCGUUCAUUUAAGUUGUUCUCCACCUGCCAGCAAAGGAGGUCACAGGACAGAGCCAGAUACCAUCCCUGCUGAGCACAAAGGGACUGACUGCACCCUUCUGUCAAAGGCCUUGACCUGGAGUUGACGUACUGGUUCAGCCUGCAGCCAAUCAGAGAUGAAGACAUUGAUGCCAGUGAAAGAUGGAACAAUUGGCAGAGGUGUGAGAUACUCUCUAGGGCGGGUCUUUAAGGGUGAUGACAAUCAGAUGUACGAUGUCAUUACCUCGGUCACUUUAUUAAGGUUUGGCAUAUCAUGCAAGUUUUCAAUGCAAGCAUAGAAAGGCAUAUCUCCUCCCGUAGUCGUUAGUAUAUAUUGAUCCCUUUGUUGUCAUUACAGACCGUUUAACGAUCGCUACAGCUGAGUCAAAAAGUGAAGAGCACCAGUAGAGUUGUACCAGAUUAUGCAGGAACUAACUGUCCUACUUAUAGCAUCAUUCAACUUGAGAUAUGUACUUUUGAAGCGACAAAAGCAUUUGUGAUAAAUGCACUAGCAGGCAGGUUAUUUUAAAAUUUUAGAAUAGCCUGGUUAAUAUUUCAUAGUUGAUAUGCUGUAAAUUGUAUUAUAUAACAAAAGGAACUUUGUAAAGAGAUUCUAUAUUUUGUAAUUAUGUAUAAUUUAAAAGAUCAGCAAUAUGGACCCUUGUGACUCCUGUUAUGCUAUAAAAGCAGACUUGCAUUAUUUUAUUAGGUACAAUAUUUUAAUGUUCAUUUGCCUUUUAUUUUUUUGCUAAUAUGCACCCUUUAUUUUGCCUAUAAAAACAGCAUUUUUAAGAGGUUCUGCUUGUGUGACAACACUGCUGCACAAGAUAUGCAAAUGGCUUUGAUUUCUUAGCAUAGGAGUACAUGUGUUACUUCAUUAAACCAACACCAGUUGCAUAAGGUUAAGCCCCCUUUAAAGGAGCAUUUUUAGAAGGCAAGCCUCAAGGAUCCAGUGCUGAAAUUUUAUACAGAUGUGAUGACCACAUUUGUUUGCAUAUUUUGUGCAGGGCAUGCACAAGAAUUUAAAAUGCAUAGUGCAUUAACAAUGCUGCUUUUUUAGUUGGUUUCAGAGUCAAACCUAGGUUUCGUCAGCCCCUACUGAAAUGCCUUUUUGCUGCUGAAAGAAAGAAAAAUGAUAGAUGGUAAUAACAGGGAUAAAUUCAUUCAUGCUGGGAUUAUCCAUGACAUACUCUUCGUUGAUCAUGGUUGUAAUUCCAUUAAACCUUUGUACUGAAUCUUGGCAAUCACAUCUUAGCCUUCAUGUAGUGUGUGAGGCCUCGAAGCCUGUGGUGGCAGGAGACACAUGCACACAUCCAAAGGUCAGAAACAGUCCAACGUGUGUUUUAGAUGGAAGGACAGAAGGUGUCCUGAUGUCAGGAUGCUGGAGAGAGGCAAAGCAAUACUAAUCCCCCGACCCUUUCUCUCUCAGCCUGCCUGGUUCCUGCAUACAGAAUACCUCGUUAGGCAACAGUGACAACAUAUCAUUGUCUCAAUUUACUGUCUGUCACAGUGUCCCACAGUGGAGUCUUUGAAAGGGAUUAGGUAUGGCUGAACCUGGACUUUGUGUUUUUUCCCCUAAUGAUAUUUAUUAAUGAGACUAAAAGGGGGGAAACUAACCCUUGUUGCAUAAAAAGGAGCAACUGAAGCUCACAAGUUGGAACACAACAAAAUAUCUUUUUAUCAACUAUCAUUUAUUGGUCUGUUACAAUACUAGACUAAAUAAACUGAAGUGGGCUUUUUCAGGCAUUACCAUGGAGAGUUUGAAUUAGCACCAAGGAUAUUUAGGGUUCAUGUGAUCUGUUGUUCAUGAGUGUUUGAUUUGUAGGUGAGUGCGUACUGUACUCUAAUUCAACCGAAUACUGUCAUGAAAGUGUAGGUUUUCCAUUUUGUGUGCACAUUGAAAGGGCUCUUUGAAUUGUUUGUGAGUAAAAAAAAAAUGUGUUCUAGUCCUUUUGUUGAUGACUGUCAUAUAAAAGGACCAAUGCACAUAACAGGCACAUUGUACUAUUCGUAGCAAUUACAGUACUGAUGAACUGAAGAUAUGCAUUAUUUUGUAAACACUUUUAAAAGUUGUGUUAAACUAAAGAUGAAAAGAACUUACUUUUACCUCAUGUCAGGGAUUCCUGAAAAAAGAAAAUAUUGAUUUGGUUCAGUCUAUACCAAUGGUAUUUAAAUAUUAGCACAUAGCUGUUUGUCUUUGCACAAGUAACUGUAUAGUGCUUUUGUUUCUCCUUUUUCUAAACAGAUUUGUGUAUUAAGGUGAGACAAUUUUGUACUUUUUGUGACUGUGUGUAUGGUUUAGUGGAAUCUAUAUUUGUCAUUUACACCUCACCUUACAAUGCUGGGAAUGAAAGUGUAUUAAAAAAUAAUUUCAAGGUGCACUGUUUCUCUGUUCGCAGGUAGGGAAAAAAAUAAAAUGGUAAAGUACCUGUUUACAGAGAAACACAUAUUGAUUUGAACGUUUCUAUUAGUUUUCUUCAUAUUGUUAUGAUUAUAAUUACUAUUACAACUAUUAAUGUUCUGAAAGCUGUAUUAAAAUAGAAGAUAAUGUAAAAUAUGUACAAAAGUAUGGAAAGACCCAUGGUAAUGUUCUCUACUUGAAAGUCUUGAUAUUUGCUCCUUAAUGUUUUUAUUCAGUAAACAUCAUUUCUCUUAGUAGCAAAUGCUUUACUAUAACCUUCUAGGUUUUGUAUCAAUACAUUUUUUUGUAUUUUUGAUUUUAGUUGGCCUUG
Messenger RNA from Morone saxatilis (striped sea-bass), 9387 nucleotides. It is a transcript of the gene cacna1da, whose product is annotated as calcium channel, voltage-dependent, L type, alpha 1D subunit, a. The transcript has 47 exons. The record is from RefSeq and is a predicted model, not a curated record. Gene Ontology annotation, molecular function: high voltage-gated calcium channel activity. Gene Ontology annotation, cellular component: voltage-gated calcium channel complex; membrane. Bases 143 to 6493 code for a protein of 2116 amino acids. NCBI's taxonomy places the organism in Eukaryota, Metazoa, Chordata, Actinopteri, Moronidae. Gene Ontology annotation, biological process: calcium ion import across plasma membrane.